UCUCCCACUAACAGGCCUUUCCCGCCCUUUCCUCUCACCCUUCAGGCCUCGACGCCCAUUUUCAGGGUCAGGUUGGUCCUUACCAGGCCCCUCACCCCCAAGAAGGGGCUGCUCCUGAUUGUUGCCCCCCAGGCUUCCCAAAAGGCCUUCCUCUCCCCCUGCCAACCCUCUUGCCACCCUCAAGUGAGGGGUGGAUGCCAGUCUGAUUGCCAAGGGGGAGGGAGAAGUAAUCGGUUGUCAUGGUGAAGCUAUCAGCCAAGUGCAUCCUGGCAGGUGAUGCAACGGUGGGGAAGAGUGCCUUGGCUCAGCUGUUUGAAACAGACGGAGCUCAUUUCCAGAAGAAUUACACGAUGACCACAGGAGUGGAGUUGAUCCUGAAGUCUGUGGCGAUACCAGACACCGGUGACAGUGUGGAACUCUUCAUCUUUGAUUCUGCUGGCAAGGAACUGUUUACCGACGUGCUGGAAAAAUUGUGGAUUCAACCCAGCGUCUUCUGUCUCGUGUACGAUGUGACCAAAGAGCAGUCCUUCACCAACUGUGCCCUGUGGCUGGAGAGAGUCCGGACAAAGGUUCAAGGCAUGCAGAUUCCAGGAAUAUUGGUGGGGAAUAAAACAGACCUGAUCGGCCGACGAGUGGUGGAGAGGACGCGAGCCCAAGAAUGGGCGACCAGCCAAGGCCUGGAGUAUUGUGAGACGUCAGUGAAGAUGAUGGAAAACUUCGAGACCCCUUUCCACAGCUUGGCCAGGUUAUUCCACCAACGCUACCUGGAGGUAGAAGAAAUCGUUCAAUCGCUGGUGUGAUGAGCCUGGCUCACUGGAGGGGCUUGCUCGCUCCCAACCAAAACAGCUUCUCCGAAGCGGGAAGCGGUUUCCACCCUCCCUGAAGAGGAGAGCAUUCCAGAUUCGUAUUUUCUGUACAACUUGUCCUUAUAACCUUAAAUAAACCUAGGAGAAAAG
Tachyglossus aculeatus (Australian echidna) is the source of this 956-nucleotide messenger RNA. It is a transcript of the gene IFT27, whose product is annotated as intraflagellar transport 27. The transcript is spliced from 7 exons. The coding region runs from base 240 to 800 and encodes 186 amino acids. The record is from RefSeq and is a predicted model, not a curated record. Lineage: Eukaryota; Metazoa; Chordata; Mammalia; Monotremata; Tachyglossidae. Gene Ontology annotation, molecular function: GTPase activity; GTP binding. Gene Ontology annotation, cellular component: Golgi apparatus.